AUGGAUCCAACAGGCAGUCGCGAUGAGGACGCCAUGGCGGAGGGGGUUCCCAAGGGGAGGGUUCUGUUGCACGGCGGCUGCAUAUGCCGUAGAUUAAGGCUGGCUCCUCCUCGUCGUGAUGCUGCUCCUCUGCCGCCUUUCUCCCUUCACGCCCAAUCGCUUGAGCCUGACCUGAUCCGCUCAUCGCAUUCACACAUCAACAAACGAAGAACCACUCACACUCGCACGUCCACACAAUCAGCCCCGACAAUUCAAACCCCAGUGGCUUCCCACGCCAAAGCCGUGGCGUCCUCCGCCGCAGCGCCGUCCUCCCCGCCCCCCUUUACGUCCCAUACUCCCAACGGUAAUGAAGCUCAAGCAAGUCGCGCGGCCGCUUCUUCAGCCCUGCACCCGCGCGUGGCCGUCAUCUUGGGAGUCGACCGCAGAUGGUAUGUGCCUCUGCUGGUCUGCCGCGCACUAAGCACGGCUCCUGCCGCAUGGUGGGGGCUGCGGUGCGCGUUUACUUUCCUGGCGGAAUUGCUUCAUAUUCAGCCAGGGAUGGGACAUGAGGGGUGGGCGACGGCGAUUAUUGGGAGUAUUGGGCAGGAUUGGGAUGUUGAGAGGAGGUUUAGGGUGACGGAGGUGGCUUUGGCUAUCAUGUGGUGCUGUGCAUCCGCAUAUCUUUCGUAUUUCUUUGCUGAUUGCAUGAUGUCUCGAUGGCUUCUCAACUACACCCCACCAGCUGUGGUAAUUCGUCUCCUUACAACAAACGGCCUGAUUGCAUACAUUACUUCCUGGGUUCUCUAUCUCUCCGGCGCUUCCUCCGACCCACGUCUUCUACUUCCAGCGUGGAUAACAAUUACAACGACCCUAACAUUCAUCUACCACGCGACCCAAAACCAUGCCACGAUCAAACGCGAAACGACCGCUUCCGUCCUCGUCGUCUCCGUCGCUAGUUUCGUCAGCAUGUCCUCGCUUCUCUUGCAAUUGCAUCUGACUCGUGAAAACGAACCGGAGGUGCCUGUUUUUGUGAUUUCGCGUAAGUUGUGGGACUAUGCGGUUGCUAUCUUAUUUCGGAUGCGGGUUGCGGAUGGUAGGGCUGUGGAGAGAGAGCUGUAG
Messenger RNA from Aspergillus ruber CBS 135680, 1098 nucleotides. RefSeq lists its product as uncharacterized. Bases 1 to 1098 code for a protein of 365 amino acids. Gene Ontology annotation, biological process: protein N-linked glycosylation; cellular response to oxidative stress. The record is from RefSeq and is a predicted model, not a curated record. The transcript has 5 exons. Gene Ontology annotation, cellular component: endoplasmic reticulum membrane. NCBI's taxonomy places the organism in Eukaryota, Fungi, Ascomycota, Eurotiomycetes, Eurotiales, Aspergillaceae.